GCCAGCGGGAUAGUUCCUCUACUAUCCACGCCACCAACUAUUACCUUUAGUAAUUAGGUGGUGAGCGAAGCGGCGGACAAGUAGGCUGCAUGAAACACAUACAGUAAUUGUUGCAAUUGCGUCUGACAGCAACUGCCAUAUUAGGUAUUGGCAUGCCAGAGAGCGCUUCCUGCAUCUAUCUCACUGUGGGCGGAGUCAGCCGAGGGAAUCGCCGCUGGAAGGAGACUGAGCCGGCCACAGUAACUUAUUAAGCGGACACAGACGCUGGGAAAUAUCGCGGCGCUGGGUGAGGCCUGCACCGCAGCCCAUAGAUGGGAGAGACGAGUCCGGAAAAGAUGAAUUCGGAUAACCUUAGAGAGGAUGGUAACAAGCACUUUAAGUGUGGAGAAUAUGAAGAAGCGUUAUGUUGUUAUACAAAAGCAAUCCAGUUAUCAACUGAUAAAAAGGAUACUGCUAUACUACACCGAAACCGUGCUAUCUGCCACCUGAAGCUGGAGGACUAUGUUAAGGCAGAGGAAGAUGCAUCAAAAGCGAUUGAGGUGGAUGGGAGUGACGUGAAGGCACUGUUCAGACGCAGUCAAGCCUUGGAGAAACUGGAACGGUUAGACCAGGCAAUACUUGAUCUUCGCAGGUGUAUUGCACUGGAACCCAAAAAUAAAGUAUUUCUGGAGAGUGUGAGGAACCUAGGAGUCCGGGCACAAGAGAAAGUUCAGCUUAUGUCCUCCACAGACUCCCGAGUGGACCAAAUGUUUCGCAUCUUGCUUGACCCUGAUGAGAAAGAUGUUGAGAAGCAGCAAAAGGCGGCACAGAAUUUGGUUGUCUUGGCUCGUGAAGAUGCUGGAGCAGAGAAGAUUUUUCAGAGUGAUGGCGUCCGUCUCCUUCAACAGAUGCUGGACACCAAAAAAGCAGACAUGAUGUUGGCUGCUUUGAGGACCCUAGUUGGUCUCUGCACCGGCCACCAGUCUCGGGCAAUGGCAAUCCUUAGUGCUGUGGGUAUGGAGAAGUUCUGUGCGGUGAUGGCAAUGAAUGAUGAGCCCAUCUCCCUUGCAGCAUGCAGUGUCCUACAUGCCAUGUUUGAUGCUCUGAAAGAAGGCAUGACAAAAGAAAUCCGAGGGAAAGAAGGUGCAAUUGUUCUAGAUCCUUCAAAGGAACUGAAGUCGAUGAUUCAUCAUUUAUUAGAGAUGCUAACUCAGCCUAGUGUCUCAUCGCAUGGCCGGGAGAAUUCCCUAAAUAUUCUCAUAAAAGUAGUGCCACGAAAGUCAGUGCGUGAUGCCAACAAUGGGAUGACAUUGUGGGUCAUUGACCAGGGUUUAAAGAAAAUCCUUGAUGUAGGAGGCUCUGUUGUGGAGAUCCCUGGCAGUCUUGCAGUGACAGAGACCACCAGAAUGAGUGCCUCAGUCCUCUUGAACAAAUUGUUUGAUGAUCUUACAUGUGAUGCAGAACGCGAGAAUUUCCACAAACUCUGUGAGGAUUAUGUUCGGAGCUGGUUUGAAAGCCGUGGUAUGGAUGGAAAGCUACGGGCAAUACAGACGGUCUCCUGCUUAUUACAGGGCCCAUCUGAAGCUGGAAAUAGGACUCUAGAACUUACUGGCAUUAUGGACAGCAUCAUCGCUCUGUGUGCCUCAGAACGAGAGAUUGACCAGCAGGUGGCAGUAGAAGCACUCAUCCAUGCUGCUGGCAAAGCUAAGAGAGCCUCCUUCAUCACUGCCAAUGGUGUGACACUGCUAAAGGAUAUAUACAAGAAAAAUGAAAAUGAUGCAAUCCGUAUACGAGCUCUGGUGGGCCUGUGCAAGUUGGGAUCAGCAGGAGGCACCGACUUCAGCAUGAAACAGUUUGCAGAAGGCUCCACUCUCAAGUUGGCAAAACAGUGCCGCAAGUGGCUGUGCAAUGAGAGUAUUCAGGCGAGCUCCCGCCGCUGGGCCGUGGAAGGCUUGGCCUACCUAACAUUUGAUGCUGAUGUUAAAGAGGAGUUUGUAGAAGAUAAAGCAGCCUUGCAGGCAAUGUUCAAUCUAGCAAAGUCACAGGAUAAGACAGUGCUCUUUGCUGUUGCAUCCACCCUGGUGAAUUGUACAAACAGCUAUGACCGCGAAGAAAUAGACCCACAAAUGUUAGAACUCGCGAAGUACGCAAAGCAGCAUGUUCCUGAGGAACACCCAAAGGAUAAGAAAGAGUUUGUUGAGGCACGGGUGUCCAAGCUGCUGGCAGCAGGAGUGGUGUCGGCUAUGGCCUGCAUGGUGAAAAAUGAAAGUCCUGCAUUAACCGAUUCAUCCAAGGAACUUAUAUCCAGGGUCUUCUUGGCUGUAGUGGAAAAACCAGAUGACAGAGGAAAUGUUGUAGCUCAAGGCGGAGGGAAGGCUUUGAUACCACUAGCAUUAGAAGGAACAGAGUUGGGAAAAACAAAAGCAGCACAAGCUCUGGCCAAGAUAACAAUCACAUCAAACCCUGAAAUUGCAUUCCCAGGUGAAAGGAUCUAUGAGGUUGUCCGACCCAUGGUCAGUUUGCUGCAUCUGAAUCGCACUGCCCUGCAGAAUUUUGAGGCACUAAUGGCCUUAACAAACCUGGCCGGGAUCAGCGAAAGGCUGAGGGGGAAGAUCAUCAAGGAGAAGGCCGUACCAAUGAUUGAGGGUUAUAUGUUUGAAGAGCAUGAGAUGAUCCGGGCGUCUGCGACAGAGUGCAUGUGCAAUAUGGCAUUGAGCAAGGAGGUACAAGACCUGUUCAUGGCAGAGGGAUCAGAUCGAUUAAAAUUAUUAGUUUUGUACAGUGGUGAGGAUGAUGAGCGUCUACGCCGCGCAGCUGCUGGGACUCUCGCUAUGCUGACCUCUCUGCAGCCAAAGGUUUGCCAGAUGAUCACACAAGUGACAGUCCACUGGUUACAGAUCCUUCAGGCUUUGCUCCUCAGUGAGAACAUAGAACUUCAGCACCGCGGCUCCAUCAUUGUCUUGAACAUGAUGAGUGAAAACAAGGAGCUGGCAGAGAAGCUGAUGGAGAGUGAAAUGUUUGAGAUCCUCACUGUUCUGUCAAAGAAUGAGAAGGAAGACCAGAAACGAGCAGUGGCUCAAGCUGCGCAAGAGUGUUUAACCAAAGCUGUUGAGUAUGGCUUAAUCAAGCCCAACGUUUCUGCACAAUCUGACUGAGGAAGUUCUGAAGUGUUUAGAGACCAAUAAGUGAUAAUUACUUUUCUAACAUCCUGUGCUCUUCACAGAUCUCCCCCUCCCCAAAGUCUCUGUACCCGAAUAGAUCUGCUCAACUGAGAGUGGGUCACAUCUUGACUAGAGUGCUCCAUGCAUGUCCAGCUGGGCAGAGUACAGUCCCAGAACAAUCAAUAAUCCAGACAAUGGACUGUAUGAAAAUACAUUUGGCUGAUAAUAGAAGUCUUCUAGGGUGUGAACAUUGCUUAACAAGAACUAUCUGUGCCCUUUGUGAUCUAGUCACUUGACAGGAGGGCUUUUUGACUUGAUCAUUCAAUUUUGGUUUGCCACGUGUGUUGAACUGAACACUGCCAUUUUUGCAGUGUAGUACAGUCCAUAGCAAGUCCCUGGUUGGAUGAUUCCUUGAAUUAAUUACAUAAUAUGCGGUUGCAUAUGGUUUCCGUGCGAUAAAGAAAGAAAAGGAAAAAAAAAAAAAAAAGAUUUAUCUGAUCCCCUCAUACCAAAGCCAUGAUUGUACGCUACAUAACAAAACUUUCCAAAGAGAUCAUUUCAACUCUUAUUACUCUUUUUAUAGCACUACAAUUUUGGUAAUGGGAUGAAUGUGGACUUGGGUAUAUAACCUGUUAUCACCUUACUGAGAUGUUAUUUUUGGACUUGUACUUUUUAUUAUUUUCCCCUCGUAAAUGAUUCCUAAUUAGUACUUUCAUCUAACAGUAGCUGAUGUGCCCCGUUUCAUGCGGGAAAAGGUAUGCUGGGUGGAACAUUUUACCCCCCAUUAAAGAGACAAAUUCUGAAAAAUCCCUGCUUAGUGGGUGGUUGCAAAUAACUGUCACAUUUUCCAGACCACCCAGCAGGUCACAUGUUCCAGGUCACCCAGCAGGUGCACAGGGAGAGUUCACUAAAGUCACAUUUUCAAAGCACACAAUGGUGAUGCAUUGUACAUGGCAGGCAGACGUUUUGCUACAUAAUUCCUAAACAAAGCAACAAAUUACAACACCAAUUUAAUUCUGCACAUCUACGGUCCAAGAGUUUUAAUUUGGUAUAUGAUGUGCCCUGCUCAUAGAAAAAAGCCACUGAUAAUAGCCGUCCUUCUGCUAUCAAUAUGUACUGUAAUUUGGCAGCAGCAUUUUCCUGGCACAUGGAGCAGAUCCUGCCACUGCCAUGCUGGGUAACUCAUCACAGUGUCAGUGACAGCAGACUUCGUCAGGAGCUGUGUAUACAAAUACACAAAUGUAAAGAAAGAUAGCCGUGAUGGGGACCAAACUGACUAAUUCCAGGUUAUUGAUGCCGUGUUAGCACAUUCCAGUCCUUAUGCUGACCAAGUGAAUGAAAUAGUCUGAAGCGUGUUUUAUGUAUAAUCGUAUAGAAGUAAAUUUAUGUAAUGUUUUCCUGCACGGCAAACUCCUAUCCCAUCCCAAGCAGUGUUCUGCCCCCCAUCCCACCCCUCAUUUGUACUAUUUUUCUUUUUUGUAAGGGAAGGUGAAUUACUAUUGGUGAAGCAAGGAGCGGUGUGUUAGUAGGUGGGCAUUAGCCCAAUCCCAUUAUCUUCACCUUGGAGCUGCUGUUCUAGUUCUGACACUGCGCAGCCUUUCCUUAAAAUUGCCUUAUUUUCUUUAGUUUAAGGACUGUGGAGGCAUGCCACAGAGACUGCUGUCAAUGUUUGCUCUGAAUGGAAUAUAUAGGGAUCAAAAAUAAUCCCCACCAGUUCGGAUACCUGCAGAAUGUCCCAUGAAAUAGCUAGUUAGAAAGUGUACUUGUGAGGCCCACACUGAUACUAAAUGCAUGUUAUAUGGCUGCCUUAGAACUAGAUGCCUUUCUAGAACUACUGUGCACUUUGUACCUGAACUACUGACUACUGCCAUUGUAUUGUAGAUGGGAUUCAUAUAAAGCCAGAAUAUUUUAUGCAAACUGUUUCAGGUACUGUAAGCAUUAUUAAUCAGAUUAUGAGCUACUUCUUGGAUACUGCAUCGUGUAACGGCAUAUUAUUCAUCACAUGCACAGCAUAUGAUGCAACAAGCCACAGUGUAAGCCACGUAUUGUACACAUUUUACACCAAUAUUUUUUUUAUAUACUGAUGUUGCAAUACUGCUUAUUUAUUUUUGUGCUCAGAUGCAGAUGAACAUUGAAGAGUCACCUGGACUUGGCCACCACAGAUAAAGCCAAGAGUGGCUGGACUGUCAUUAGUUUGGCUGUGUUUCGGACAGUGGAGUUAUUUGUGAUUUGUUUUUCUCUGUGGCAUAGUGUACAUUUCUCUUCAAUGUUCUGCUUUGUCUGUACUAAAGGUAAAUGUAGAGUUCGUAUCUUCUCCCCAGGUUUGCGUGGGUUUCCUCCCACGUUGCAAAAACAUACAGGUAGGUUAACUGGCUGGUGAGAAAUAAUGUUCCUUAGUGUACAGAUGUGUUCUCAUACAUCUUUGCUGCAGUCACGCCAAACGGCCCCUCUUGGCACACCAUGUCCCGUGAGACUCUGCUAGCGUGGACACGAGAUUUGUCUUAUUUGCAAUGUAGUGCGGCUAGGACGCACCAGGAGACUGUGCUGAUUAAUUCGAUCUGCAACACUUUUAUAUCUGUGUGCACAUGAGUCCCUGAAUCUGCAUAUGAAGUGCUAUGAAGCAGCGGACGUGGUUUUAUUCCAUACCAAGUUCUGUUGUGCUUCAUGUACAGAAGCAUAUCAAAGUUCUGCAUAUCAAAUUAAUCCGCACAGUCUUCUCGUACGUCCUAAUUGCAUUGCGUUGCUACUAAGAUUAAAUUUUGUCCGAAAGGACGCCCAAAGCUAGCAGAGUAGCACAGGACCUGUCGGCUCACUUGCAACAGACAUCUUCCUUGCAUGGCAUUUAUGAGGCUAGAUGUAUGAGAAUAUAGAUUUAAUCUGUUUUUGGGGGGCACUCUGAAAUUAUUAUAGAAUUAAACUAUUAUGUAUUAAUUGUAUAAUAAUAAAAAGAAAUGACUUGGCAUAAGAAAAAAAAAAAUAGCUGGAAGGGAUGAAAGAAUCCCUCCAAAAAUUUCUGUAGACAAAACUGGUCACCUCUAAAAUAAGUAUAAGUAUUUGUGGACCAAUUGUAUGAGAAAUUUUGAAUAUAUUUUUGCCUAUAUUGUUUCUAGCAAUCCUACAAACGAUGAGCAAUAGCAGUUGUUGAGUCUAAGGGGAGAAUUCAGUUAGCCACUGGCUAAUUGACCCCAUGGGGUUAUCCAAUUAGCUCUGAAUGCAGCCCGCCGGCAGGUCUUAUCGAGGAUUUAUUUUUGGGACCCCUGCAGGCUAUCCCCCGAUAAUUAGCCUGUUUUCGCGAUCGCAGCAGUAAAAAGAAAUUUUUUCGGAUUCUGUGGGGCCAUUUCAAUUGUUUUAACAGGCGGCUACCACUAGGGGGCACAAAUGAACCAAUUCAAUUGUUGCUCCGUUUAGACGCUCAGUCGCGCGGGGAUGACAUUUCUUCUCGCAGCCUCCUGAGGUGUGAGAAGAAGUGUGUGUUAAGACUGCACCUUAGGCGUCCAAAUGGGAGUUUGGUCGCCCAAAGCAAGACUUUAAACGGGUUUAGCCGUUUUACAUGGCUAAACCUGGUCUGUUUGUACAUGAUAUGUGCGAUGUGCAUGGCUGUCUAAACAGUCCCGUUAGGACAGGACUUUUACACACCCAAAACAAUAGAAUCGGCCCCCAUGUGUUUCCACCCAAAAACAGGAAAUUUAACGGGGCAAAAAAACGGUCUCUAAUUGAAUUACCCGAAGCUAAGAAAAUGCUAAAAAGCUUCAGACUGUCCCCAUUGUUUGCACAUAUCUCCUCCCACCGCCAGGAACGGAAUAUAGAAUGACUGUACUCCACAAAUACUAUUUAUUUUAGAGGAGACCUAUCUGGUCGAUUGAUGUUCUUAGCUGUGAUUCCUUCAUCCAUUCUAGUAAUAACUUCUUUGUUUUCAAACUUUCUUUUAAUAUACAAUUAAUAAAAAUUAUAUUUUUAUUCUACAAUCAUAUCAAAGAGUGGCCACAAGAAGAGUUUUUUCUUAGUUUUUCUGCUUCUUUGCAUAAACUCCCCCCGUUACUUCAUAAACCGUAAGCCCUGUGGAGCACCACUAACUUCUCGUAUUCUAACUUUAUAUUUCAUAUGUAUUGUUAAUACAUUGUUUGUAAAAUAAUAAUCUCGUCACAUCAUAUUUCAGUCCAGUGCAGGAUCGUUCUCUUUUCAUAUAGGGAAUAUAGAUUGUACGCUUCACUGGUGCAGGGACCAUCGGGUUUACGUAUACCUCCGAAUCAGGCCCAGUAUUGUUGGCUGGAAGCACAAUGUUCUUCCAGCCAAUUGUGCUGUGUGAUGACUUUACCUAUGGCUAACACCCAAUUUCUGGCAGUCUGCUUUCAGAAGCCCAGCUGACUUAUGUGACAUCACAGAACUAUAUAUGCAGAGGCUGGCUUCUAUACUCAGAAGCAGAGGCUGGCUUCUAUACUCAGAAACUGAGGCCUUUCUUUGAAAGGUCUAUUUACACAUUAUUAUACACAUUCCAUUUCUUAUGCUCUAUCUACUGUGUUCACUGAGCCCAUCAACCAUCACUUGUUCUUUAUUUUAUUUAUUGUUCAUCUUUGUUCCUAUGCUCUAUGUUUGUCAUGUUUAUUUCAGAUGGCCGCUUAUUUAUAUUCCACUGUUAUUAUUUUUCAUACCAAGCGAACCAUUGGCUUGCACUGUGGACUAGUUCAGUCUGGUAAAUAAAAUCACAAAUCUGUCACCAAGAA
Pseudophryne corroboree (corroboree frog) is the source of this 7861-nucleotide messenger RNA. It is a transcript of the gene UNC45A, whose product is annotated as unc-45 myosin chaperone A. Gene Ontology annotation, molecular function: Hsp90 protein binding. Lineage: Eukaryota; Metazoa; Chordata; Amphibia; Anura; Myobatrachidae. The record is from RefSeq and is a predicted model, not a curated record. The coding region runs from base 312 to 3134 and encodes 940 amino acids. Gene Ontology annotation, cellular component: cytoplasm. The transcript has 20 exons.